AUGGAUAUAGCUUUGAAAGAUUUUGAAAUUCCAUCAGAUUUGAUUAAACCUGUGGGUCCACUUAAUAACGCUGGAGGAGAAAAUCAUAUUAAAAAGAGGAUAUUUUUUAAUUCCCCUGUGGCUGAAAAGGAAAUUGGAAAAUUUAAAAAAAAUGACCCAAAACUUCGUGAAUUGGAAAAAGAAGCCAAACUCAUUCAUAAAAUUUGUACUUGUAGAUUUGUCCUUACUUU
Messenger RNA from Funneliformis mosseae, 230 nucleotides. Lineage: Eukaryota; Fungi; Glomeromycota; Glomeromycetes; Glomerales; Glomeraceae. The record is from the annotation of a GenBank genome assembly.